This is a messenger RNA of Coccinella septempunctata (seven-spotted ladybird), 4584 nucleotides long. RefSeq names its product alpha-mannosidase 2. Gene Ontology annotation, cellular component: Golgi membrane. Bases 176 to 3589 code for a protein of 1137 amino acids. Lineage: Eukaryota; Metazoa; Arthropoda; Insecta; Coleoptera; Coccinellidae. The transcript has 15 exons. Gene Ontology annotation, molecular function: alpha-mannosidase activity; carbohydrate binding. Gene Ontology annotation, biological process: N-glycan processing; protein deglycosylation; mannose metabolic process. The record is from RefSeq and is a predicted model, not a curated record.
AGAGCAAAACUCUUGUUAUGUGGUGUAUUGAUGGAAUAGAAAAACACAAAUGAUCUGAAAUUGGUCAAUAUGAAGCAAGUGCCUAGAAAUUAAGACUGAAUUACUGCAAUUAACACACACACAUUUAACUGUUAAAUUAGAUAAAAUGCAGAUGGGAAUUUGAAAUAUUUCAACCAUGAAGAUGCGAUUCCGGAAGGCCCUUACUAUAGCAGCAUUUGUCUUUCUGAUAUUGAUAAUUUUCAUGAUAUAUUCCUUCAAAGAUUUUACAGAUCUUUAUAAUAGUAGUAAGUCGUCAAUUACUGAUGAUUUUGAACAGAACAAAUGGUUACAUUUUGAGAAUCGUAUUAGACAGUUAGAAAGUGGACUUAAUAAACAUCAUGAAGCAGUUAACCAAAUAAAGAUUGCCAUGAAAAAUAUGUAUAAUGCAAGUAUGAUACCAAAUAGUAUCAAGGCAUCAAAUGAUGUCAUAGCUCAACCUAAGAAAAAAUUGAUUUCGGGAUCUGAAAUGCUCUAUAAUUCUCAUUGUUCAUUCAAAAUUAAUAUAUCCCCUAGUUCUGAUAUUAAUAUGCUAGAUACAUAUGAAAAAAUUGGUUUUGAUAACAAAGAUGGGGGUGUAUGGAAGCAAGGAUGGAAAAUUGAAGUGGAUGAAAAGGACUGGAACAGGAACAAUAUAUUGAAGGUUUUUGUUGUGCCUCACUCUCAUAACGACCCAGGAUGGAUUAAAACUUUCGAAGAAUAUUACAUAUCACAAACAAAACAUAUAUUGAACAAUAUGUUGAAUAAAUUGCCUGAAGACCCCAGAAGAAAAUUUAUUUGGGCUGAGAUUUCAUUUUUUGCUAUGUGGUGGGAUGACCUCAGUGAAGAUGAGCAGAAACAAGUGAGAAAACUGAUAGAAAAUGGACAGCUUGAAAUUGUAUCAGGUGGUUGGGUAAUGAAUGAUGAAGCUAAUUCUCACUGGAUUUCGAUCAUACAACAAUAUACAGAUGGACAUCAGUGGUUGCAACAAAAUCUCAAUUAUACACCGAAAAGCAGUUGGUCGAUAGAUCCUUUUGGUAUGAGUGCAACACAACCAUCACUUCUUAAGAGAAUGGGUCUGCACAAUAUGUUGAUACAAAGAGUACAUUAUUCUGUGAAAAAGCACUUAGCUAGCACCAAGCAGCUAGAAUUUAGAUGGAGGCAGAUGUGGGAUCAACAAGGUGAUACGGAUAUGUUUACUCAUAUGAUGCCUUUCUACUCCUAUGAUGUACCCCACACCUGUGGGCCUGAUCCAAAAAUAUGCUGUCAAUUUGACUUCAAAAGAUUACCGGGGCAUGGAUUGCAUUGUCCUUGGAAAAUAGCCCCUCAGCCAAUUACUGAUGCAAAUGUAGCUAUGAAAGCUAAUCUUCUUUUGGAUCAGUACAGAAAAAAGUCUAAACUUUUCAAGACUAAUGUUGUGUUGGCCCCCCUAGGAGACGAUUUUCGAUAUGAUCACUCUACAGAGUGGGACGUGCAGUAUAAUAAUUACCAGAAGUUAUUUGAAUAUAUGAAUUCUCAUCCGGAGCUUCACGUUAAGGCGCAAUUUGGGACACUUUCAGAGUAUUUUAAUGCUGUGCUAAAGGAAUUGAAACUAUCGGAUUUUCCGGUACUAAACGGUGAUUUCUUCACAUAUUCUGAUAGGGAUGAUCACUAUUGGAGUGGUUAUUAUACUUCCAGACCUUUUUAUAAGAGAAUGGAUCGUGUUUUAUUAUAUUACAUACGAUCUGCUCAAAUUAUCCUCACAUUGAAAUACUUGAAAAAUGAACUAACUACUGAAAAAGAAACCGAAUUAGAGAGAAUGCUCCAAGAAGCUAGAAGAUCUCACUCUUUGUUUCAGCAUCAUGACGGCAUAACAGGAACAGAAAAGGAUUUGGUUGUUAAAGAUUACGCUGUAAAGAUGCUAAGUGCAAUACAUAGUUGCCAGAAGAUUAUUCAAUAUUGCACAUAUAAGCUGUUAUUGAAGCCUGAUUUAACUGAAUUCGACAAAGAAGAAAUUUAUUAUAAUAUUGAUGAUAUCAGACAUACCUGGAAUGAAUUAGAGGAACAUUAUUCCAUAGUCAUUGGAGCUGAAAUCAGAACGAAAAAAAUUGUUGUUUACAAUUCAUUAACUUUUACUAGAAUAGAAGUUAUCACACUUAUUGUUUCAACACCUAAUGUCGAAGUUCUUGAUGCCAAUGGAAAACGAAUUCAGUGUCAGAUUUCUCCUGUAUUUGAAUAUGGGUCAACUAUAUCACAGACGAAGUAUCAUCUUUCUUUUAUUGCCACUGUUCCAGCUUUUUCCUUCAUUAGUUAUACUGUGAAUGCUUUGUGGAAACAUGAACUAACCAAGCAAACUGUACAUGCUGCUAUAAAAAUUUAUAACCAGUACACUGAUGGCCAGCGAGGAUACAGUGCUUUUCCUUCAGUUGAAAUUUUCCCCAACGCUAGAGAGUUUUCUCUGCACAAUUCAAGGGUAACUGCUUCUUUCAAUAAUGUUGGACUCUUGAAAGCUUUGAAAGCGGGCGUGCACACUAUUCCAGUACAUUUAGACUUUGCAAAAUAUGGUGUUAAACAUGUACAAGAAACCAGCGGAGCAUAUUUAUUCAUGCCUGAUGGAGAUGCCAUCCCCAUAAAAAUUGAUAAUGCAAUUGUGAAUGUUGUGGAAGGACCAAUUGUUUCUUUCGUUAUCCUUCAGUUACCAUAUGUCCACCAUACAGUUAGACUGUAUAAUACACCCGGUGCUGAUAGUUUGGGCCUAGAAAUAGAAAAUGUUGUUGAUAUAACGAAAGUUAUUAACUUUGAAAUUGCCAUGAGAUUAUCCACCAAUAUUAACAGUACAGACGAGUUUUUCACUGAUGCUAAUGGUUAUCAGAUCAUCAAAAGGAAAAGAUUUUCCAAGCUACCCCUUCAAGCUAACUUUUAUCCAAUGCCUACCAUGGCAUAUAUAGAGGAUAAAAAUACACGUCUCACAGUAGUGACAGGAAGUCCCUUGGGUUGCAGUUCUCUGAAACCAGGACAAUUGGAAAUCAUGUUGGAUAGAAGGCUAAAACAAGAUGAUAAUUUAGGUUUAGGACAGGGUGUGUUGGACAAUGUACCUGUUAGGCAGCUUUUCAGAGUUUUACUUGAAAGGAAAACACAUUCUUGCCAGGCAGCUGCAGGUAAUCACCCAUCUGGUUUCCCCACUUUAUCCAGUUAUGCUACAAUGCAGUCCCUAUUGAACCCCUUGGUGAAACUUCUUAGGACAAAUGACGAUGAUAUCAGUACAAUGCCUUCUUACAUUCCAACAGAAAUUGAAAUGGGCAUUGAUUUUUCUGUACCUGCACUGCGUACAAAUGUUUAUUUUAAAGGAAAGGAGUACCUAGGCCUUAUUUUACACAGACAGUAUCUGGAUGUUUGCUUUUCAGAUAGAGUGUUGUUACAACAGUUCCCUCUUAGCGAUGGUUCGGUGAAUGUUGCUGAUUUCUUACCAGGAUUAUCAUCAGCACGUGCAUACAAUACUUCCUUAACCUACUUAUGGAAGAAAGGUGAAUUAGAUAUAAAACAAGAAAUCUCACUGUGCCCUAUGAAUCUUCAAGCACUUCUCAUACAAAACUGAUAUCUAAAUGAAUUAGGUAUAAAAUUUAUUAAAAUAGUUAAUAUUCAAUUGUACUCAUCAGAAUCUCAAUAAUAAUUUCUGUUCUUGGGAAAAAUAUUAUGUUCUACCUGGUUAGUUAUUCAAUUUUUUCCAUUUUCCUCAAUAGCUAAAAUAUAUUAUUUAUUAUGCACACUUGUGAUAGAUAAGGCUUUGGUUGUAAUUGGAACUUUUUUCAAUGGACCUGAAUAAAAUUUGUAUCACUCAUAUAAUUUAUUCUACACAGAUUUUCCAGAUACAAAAUAAUUAUUGAUUAUGCUUGAAUUUUAUUCAUUCUGAAAUGUAUAUGUGAAACUGAGAAAUAGGAGAUAAACAAAAGGCUUCUUUUAAAAAAACAUUCUUAAUUUUGAAUCAUUUCUUGUGCUUUAUAUUGAUCAAUGAGAAGGAUGUAUUGAUUUUAUAAAUUUUAAAUUAUUAUUUCAUUUAUAAAGGUGGCAAUUUGUUUUUAUAACAUAUGUUAAUUAUGUUAUUCAGUGAUAAUCAUCUGAGAUAUUUGGAUAUGAUCAGUUUUCUUUGUUUUUAUGUGUUCUUGUACAUAUUUAGUGUAUAAAAUAAUUCUAGUGAUUGGAUUUAUUUUUCUGUUUUUAGGAAGUGAAAGUGUACUUAUUACAGAGUAAUCAAAUAAUAUUUAAUGCUUGAAGAACCUGUUUUGCCUUUUAUAAAUAAACAUCUGGACUUUGUCUUUACUCAAUUUUCAAAUGAAUCCUUUGAAACGGCCACUUUAAUAACUUGAAAUGAUGAAAAUCAGAUUUUUGGUGUACGCAGUGUAAAUAUCAAAUUUUGUAACAUGAAUAUUUUUUGAGCAAUUGCUUGAAUCAUGUUUGGUAAAUUUUCUACAUCAAUUUAAGAAAAUGGUGAUGUAAUUUUCCAGAAAAAUUGCUUGUAGCACAGUUUUUUAAUUACACUCAAUGUUAUCUUACAAAUCCUUGGUUUGAUUCAUUAAAUCUAUAUCGAGCUUG